AUGGACGAGUUAUCGGAUUGGAUGCUCACAUUUAAAGGGAAGUUGGAUGAUACAACCAGUGCGAAAGUGUUUCAAACAUUAAAAGCCAACAGCUUUAACACAAGACCACAAUUAAAGUUGUUAACAAGGGAACAGAUCGAUGUUAUGUUUCAAACAGAGUUAUUUUUGGGCGCCAAAAGUUUACUUCUUUAUAAAUUGGGAGUUCUUCGCGAGAAUUCCCCUUUACAACCGAUCGCAAACACGAGGAAAAAGAUUCAAAAGAACGAAGAAGAAUCAUCUCAAGCUCGUAAAGUAAGUAAUUAAGUUGACUAUUUGAAAUUUAAAAAACCCCAGCAAGGUUCAGUACUACACAUGAACAAAUUAUACAAAUAUAAUGCAAGCAGGGUUUCCAUAAACCUUUCCUAUGUAUACUUUUACAGAAUGUCUUAUCGGCAUUACAAUCACAGGCUGAUGUCCUGAAAGAUAAAAUGGAAAACCAAUGCACUGAAUGCAGAGAGCUUCAAAUGAAUAUAGAUUCAAUGGACAUUGUUGUGCGACCACUGGAAGCUGUGGGAAAAUUAAAAGUGGUUUGUGGCCAUUGUCACCACAAAGGACACAGAAACCAAGGCACGAAUCCUUGUCGUCUGACAAAAUGUACAGAUUAUACGUACUGCGGGGUAAAAGAGAAGCACCCUGAGUAUUUCCAGAAACUUAAUGCCAUGAAAAUGGAACUAAGUAAACGAAAGGCAGCGAUAAACGACCUUGAUACCCAAGUAGCGUCGAUGGAAAAUUUUUCAACCAAGAGUGAGUAUCACUUUAUGAAAAAUCUAACUCCACGUAUGUUUGGGAUGGACAGUUUCUAUAAAAUUAACCAGGCAAAACUUUUGAGAGACGUAAGAAUUCUCAGAACUGCAUUGGAUGGUAAAAUUCCCGAUGUUAUGGCUAAUGACGCUGAACAACUACGAAUUCUGCUCAAAAAAUGCAAAAGAGAUAUGAAAGAUGAAGUAAAUGCCUCAUUUUCAAGCGAUGAGGAGAUGGAAAGCAAUUUUGACGAUUUAUACACCAAUAACAACACCCAACCUGAAGAAAUCUCCAACAAGACCUCCAGUUUAUGUGUAAAAGAUCGAAAACGGAAAAACACAGCAAGAAAAGCAAAAAGAAGCGUAAAAGAUGAAGAAAAUCAUCAUCUUCUAGUAACGACAUGGAUACGGGCGGGCAUCACAAUGUCAAAUCAAAUAGCCUGUUUGCGAGGAAUUAUAUUGGUGGUCAAAAUAAUACGGGAGAUCAGCUACACGCACCAUAUAUGCCGAUUGGCUCUACGUACCCUGCACCUAUGUUUGACCUAA
This is a messenger RNA of Paramuricea clavata, 1325 nucleotides long. The record is from the annotation of a GenBank genome assembly. NCBI's taxonomy places the organism in Eukaryota, Metazoa, Cnidaria, Anthozoa, Malacalcyonacea, Plexauridae.